Messenger RNA from Tripterygium wilfordii, 1745 nucleotides. RefSeq names its product protein RETICULATA-RELATED 1, chloroplastic-like. Gene Ontology annotation, cellular component: chloroplast inner membrane. The record is from RefSeq and is a predicted model, not a curated record. Lineage: Eukaryota; Viridiplantae; Streptophyta; Magnoliopsida; Celastrales; Celastraceae. Gene Ontology annotation, biological process: plant organ development. The transcript is spliced from 7 exons. The coding region runs from base 149 to 1387 and encodes 412 amino acids.
UUCAAAUUCACAGCUCAGGUUCACUCGAACUCCGAUGACCUCCAGCAAAACAAAGAAAACCUACCAACCCCCCUUGUUCUGUGAUUAUAAGCAAACGUUCAUGGUAACGUCUUCUUAGCUCUCAUAGCACUCUCGCAGCCACCUUAAAAUGUCGUUUUCUUCAUCAAGUUUCAGUGCAUCAUACCUCACAAAAUUAUCGACAGACAAAUUAUGUAAUCACACCACUCCAGCUAUCCAAUUCAGGAUCUCUUGUUCUUUCAAGGAACCUUCGUUCCGGUCGCUGAAGUUAGUCUCCUUGAACCAAGUUUUCAGGCGUAAAUGUGUUGACAAUUCAGAUUUAGCGGCCAAAACGGUUGUUGAUCAUGGCCUGGGUUCGAACAGUAAGUUUACUGACGAACCUAGGGAUUUGGAGCCCAGAUUUGAUGGUGGUGGUGGCGGACGCGAUGAUGGCGGCGAUUCUUUUGGUGGCGGCGGCGGUGAUGAUGGGAAAGGGGAAGGUGGUGGUGAUGAGGAGGCGGAGUUUGGUCCGGUAAUAAAGUUCGAGGAGGUUAUGAAAGAGGCGGAGGCGCGCGGGGUGAGGCUCCCUGCGGAUAUGCUGGAAGCAGCCAAGACUUCUGGCCUGCGCAAAAUGUUUCUUCUGCGGUACUUGGAAUUGCAGGGUUCAAUUUGGCCUCUGGGCUUUUUGAUGAAGAACUGCUCUAUGCUUCGUGACAGAAUGUUGGCUGAUCCUUCUUUUCUUUUCAAAGUUGGAACAGAGGUAGUCAUUGAUUCUUGUUGCGCAACUUUUGCUGAAUACCAGAAAAGGGGAAAAGAGUUCUGGUCAGAAUUUGAACUUUAUCUUGCUGAUCUCUUGGUUGGUAUAGUCGUGGACAUUGCUAUGGUUGGUAUGAUGGCACCUUAUGCUCGCUUUGGGCAGCCAUCAGCAACAAGAGGUUUAUUUGGACGCAUGAACCGUGCUUGUGCAGCUCUACCCAGCAGUGUUUUUGAAGCCGAGAGGCCUGGAUGCAGAUUCUCACUAAACCAGCGGGUGGCUACGUACUUCUAUAAGGGUGUAUCAUAUGGCGCAGUUGGGUUUGGAUGUGGUCUCAUUGGCCAAGGCAUUGCAAAUGUGAUCAUGACUGCCAAAAGAAGCAUAACGAAAUCCGAAGAUGACAUUCCCGUGCCACCACUUGUGCAGAGUGCUGCUCUUUGGGGAGUUUUUCUUGGGGUUUCCUCCAACACCCGUUAUCAAAUAAUCACUGGACUCGAACACCUGGUUGAAGCAUCACCCUUGGCAAAGCGAAUUCCACCUGUUGCGAUGGCUUUCACUGUUGGUAUUCGAUUUGCCAACAAUAUUUAUGCUGGUAUGCAGUUUGUUGAUUGGGCAAAACAGAGUGGGGUGCAGUAAGCAGCUACUCAUUUUUUACUGGAUUUUUUGCUUUUUAAAAUUUCCAUCAAAGAUCAGCGAAACGAUCCAACCCUAGAAGGAGAAGAGAGGUUUUCUGCAUGUACAUCUUGAAGCCUUCCCUUUCCGUCUUGGUUUCAUCGCUAGCAAAUUUGCUUGAAUGAGCUGCUGUGGUUAAAUAUCGAAAGCUAACUUCCAUUUUUCUGGGGAAGCUUGUUGGCUUUGUGGCCACGAUUUUUGUAGUUGUUGAAAUCUGUGGACCAUGCACUGCUUAUGUAUUAUUAAUUCAUUGUUAACCAGGAAUGCUGUCUAGAAAUAAAUUAUUAGACUGAAUGAUAUGAUCCCCGGCUCUCUUUUUUUU